This is a messenger RNA of Eruca vesicaria subsp. sativa (arugula), 1842 nucleotides long. The record is from the annotation of a GenBank genome assembly. NCBI's taxonomy places the organism in Eukaryota, Viridiplantae, Streptophyta, Magnoliopsida, Brassicales, Brassicaceae.
AUGUCGGGCUUGUGCUUUGAUCAGCUAGACGAUAAUAUAUCAGUAGAAUUUCAUGGUAACGAUGAUGGUAUAGUGCCAAACUCCGCGUAUGAGGGCAGUAGCAGGAAGAAACAAAGACAUGAAGACAGGUGUAGCGGAAAAUACCACUUAAAGAGUAAUACUUUUAUCAAGAGGGAGGACGAUAUGUUAGGAAGAAAUCACUGGUCUGAGAAUAAUAGUGCUGUCUCUCCGGUUUCUCGUGAUGCUGGACCAGACAAAGAUGUUCAGGAUAUGACACUUGAGGAUGCAAAGAUCUCAGGUCAUGGCUUCAACGGUGGCCACGUCAACGUGGCUGAGAAUUUCAGCUCCGCCGAUCCCAUGUUGUGUGACAGUUCCACUGCAACAAAUGAUGGCGUAUAUAAUAAUUAUUCCGUCAACAACAUUCCAGAUGCUGAUAAUAAUCUCAGUUUUUUGAAUAGUGGAGAUAAAGAAAGCAAUGAUCUCUUCUAUGGCUGGGGUGAUAUUGGGAAUUUUGAAGAUGUGGACAAUAUGCUUAGGAGCUGUGAUUCAACUUUCGGGUUGGAGAGUAUUGAUAAUGAAGAUAACUUGUGCUGGUUCUCUUCUGCUCAGCCAAAUGAAGAUACAGAAAUCGCGAUGACAGAUGAUAUAAAACCAGACACAAUGAUGGGAAACCAAAGAACCCCUUUGUUGCAGGUUGAAGACUUUCUUAACAGCAGUGAGUCUAACCAUGCUGUUGAAGAUGAAUAUGGUUAUACCGCUGUCACCGGCUCAACUCAAGGAAACUCCUCAGAAAAAGGAUAUGAUACAAGUUUGCAGAAGAGUGAUAUACUGAUGCUGGAUGAAGAGGCUAACCUUGAAAAGAAGCAGACUGGUCAUCUUCAUCAUCUUGAUGGGAAAAUUGGUGGGUACUCGGAGAAUAGUUUUACUUUACAAAACAGCGGUGUUACCAGCGAAAGAAUGGACACAAGUCAGUAUUACCCUCCCUCCGCAUUCCAACAACCAGGUGUUCCAUACUCGCACUACAAUUAUGAGCAGCCUUCAGAUCAAGUAUCAGCGUGUGAAAGUGAUUCUGGUAUCAAAUCUGAGAACAAACCCAAUCCUUCCUCUGCUUCAAAUGAGUCAUACACAUCAAAUCAGGCACAAUCUGUCGAGAGCUUACAAGGUCCAACUGUUGAUGAUCGGUGUAGGAAGGGAUUUGAGAAGAGAGUUAAUUUGCACCCCGGGCAAGAUUUACCUUCUUUUGCUGCAAAUACCAGGAAGAGUAGUAAGACAAAUCCCAUGGUGUUUCCUGAUGCUGCUCCGAUCCAAAAGAUCGGGAUUGAGGACGAUCACAGAAAAGCUGCAGCUAAAUUGGAAACAUCAAACAGGCAGGAAAAUUCAUGUGUUAGCUCUGUAGUUGAUGACAUUUCACUGGAAGCAACAAGUUUUCGCCAGCUUCAGCAAGUUAUAGAACAGUUGGAUGUUAGGACGAAGCUUUGCAUAAGGGACAGCUUAUAUAGAUUGGCAAAAAGCGCCGAGCAGAGACACAUUUGUAUGGAUCCAAAUGGUGGAAACAGACAAGUGAAAGGUGCUGGCUCGCAUCUCGAGACUGGUGAAACAGACAAGUACGUGGGAUUCUUGGAUAUAGAAACUGAUACAAACCCGAUAGACCGAUCCAUAGCUCAUUUGCUGUUUCACAGACCCUCAGACUCAUCUCUUUCAUCAGAUCACGAUGUUCUUUCUUAUAAAUCCCAUCCAAUGAUUCCUCAGCCCAACAGUAGUCCGAGCCUGAGGAUAGAGAAACAAGAGGAACCUCGAGAACUUAGAACCGAAGCAGAAGCUGUGGCAAGUGACAACAAGUAG